CCACCACCAGACCGAGACGACAUCACUAACAGCAGCUUUCGACGCUUAACAUACAUACAGCUUCAACAUGUCUGGUCUUCCUAGGCCUGGGCCGCCGCAAAUACGGCGAACCACAUCCACAAUGCGCCCACCAGCAACGCGACCACCUCUUCACAUGGCGCGCGGCCGCUCAGCAACGCCUGCAAUCGAUGGGCGCACAUCGCGUGCAGAGUCGGUAGCUUCUUCGAGAGCGCCGCGUUCAUCACCCCUCAAGCGGAAAGAGCGAGAAUUCGAAACCGAAGGCGAAGAGACGAACAUCAAUGUUGUAGUCCGGUGUCGAGGGCGCAAUGAUCGCGAAGUGCGCGAGAACAGCGGCGUAGUCGUUUCGACAAAUGGAAUCAAGGGCUCGACAGUAGAUCUCUCAAUGGGUCCGAAUGCACUUAGCAACAAGACGUAUCAGUUUGACAAGGUCUUUUCGCCAGCUGCCGACCAGAACACGGUCUUUGAUGAAGUCGUAUCGCCGAUACUAGAUGAGGUCCUUGGUGGCUUCAACUGCACCAUCUUCGCCUAUGGUCAGACCGGCACAGGGAAAACAUAUACGAUGACCGGCGACAUCUCCAACGUCCUCCCACUUCCAGACGCCGCUGGUAUCAUCCCCCGUGUAUUGAAGGACCUCUUCUCCCGGCUCGAAGCGGCCGAAACCGAGAACUCUGUCAAGUGCUCCUUCAUUGAAUUGUACAACGAAGAGCUACGGGACCUGUUGUCACCGGACGACUCAGUGAAGCUCAAGAUCUUUGAGGACAACAGCAAGAAGGGCCACAGCACGACUCUAGUGCAAGGCAUGGAAGAGUGCCACCUAAAGACUGCCGUCCACGGUAUCACGCUCCUACGCGAGGGGAGUCACAAGCGCCAGGUUGCUGCGACAAAGUGCAACGACCUAAGUUCUCGAAGUCAUACUGUCUUCACCAUCACGGUCUAUAUCAAGCGCGUCACAGAAGAUGGGCAAGAAUAUCUAAGCGCUGGAAAGCUCAACCUCGUUGAUCUUGCCGGAAGCGAGAAUAUCCAGCGCAGCGGUGCAGAGAACAAACGGGCAGCAGAAGCUGGCCUAAUCAACAAGAGUCUGCUUACACUAGGUCGUGUUAUCAACGCGCUUGUCGAACGCAGCUCUCAUAUUCCUUACCGAGAGUCAAAAUUGACUCGACUACUCCAAGACUCCCUAGGCGGUCGGACAAAAACGUGCAUUAUCGCGACCGUAUCGCCAGCGAAGAGCAAUCUUGAGGAGACAAUAUCGACACUGGACUAUGCCUUCCGAGCCAAGAACAUCCGGAACAAGCCACAGGUUAAUCAGGCGAUCAAUAAGAAGACUCUCCUGAGGGAGUUCACCGCUGAGAUUGAGAAGCUCAAGAGUGAACUAAUUGCAACCCGGCAGCGAAACGGCGUCUAUCUUACACAGGAAAAUUACGAGGAGAUCACGACGAUCAGCGAGUCGAGACGGAUCCUCAGCGAGGAGCAGCGCGACCGACUUGAGACAGUGGAGGUCAGGCUUCGUAACAAGGUGGAAGAGUUAUUCAAGCUUACGACAAGCUUUCAGACCCUCAAGAAGGACAACGAGCAGACGCAGCUAGCCUUGGACGGUACUAAGGGAAUUCUCGAGAAAACUGAAAUCGUCUUAGAACACACUCGUCAGAAUCUUUCUGAAGAGACUGAACUCCGGAAAGCACACCAGAAGACCGAGGGCGAGCUUGCAGACAUUGGAUAUGGCAUGAUCUCUACACUUGGGAAGACGACAUUAGACAUCGAUGGUCUACGAUCGAAGAUCCGCCGGAAGUCAGAGCUCCAAUCUCAGAAUCGCCGCAAUUGGAAUUCGUCGCAAACUCAGGUAGUAGACACAACUCGCCUCGUCGAAGAUCGAAUAGAGGAAUUCCAACAGCAACAAGAGCAACUGAUGAGCACUCUUUCCGAACGGAUGCAAAUCUUCGUCAAGGAUGAGCUUGACAAGCUUGGCGCCUCUCAGUCUUUUCUGCAAGAGAAGAUGGAGGCAUACCAGACUUCUGAGCAGGAGGUCAACGAGCAGACUGCGCAGUCUCGCGACCACAUGAAUGAGGUCCUGGAGGAGAUCAAGACCUUACGGGAAGAUGUGAAGCAGAAGAUCGGCGCGGGCCUGGAUGAACUCUCUGCCGCGGCGGAGACAAUUUCGGCGAACAUCAUCACUGAACUAGAAGCUUUCCACACGCAAGUUCAUGCCUCUUACGCUUCGUUGGGCCGAGACUUCAAGACGACAUUCGACGACCUUGUCAAAGAUUUGAACGAGCAGCAGACGAAGAAUGACCACCUCCACCAGCAGGUUCUCGAGGCAAACGCAGCUUUGAUCGAAGCGAACAAAGCCUCGCAGGGACAGUUGGUGCAAGUUGUUGAGGAGGAGAAGCAGAAGUCAGCCGAGGACCGACAAGAGCUACUAUCACAAAUCAGUGCAUUGAUUAAUGCCAGUGCGGAUGCGCAAGAGGAAAGGCUGAACGGAAAGCUUUCAAGCGUGAGUGAGGAGAUUAGCGCUGCCAAUGUAGCUUUUGCGGCGAAGCAAGACGCAUACACAGAAGGCGUGGACGCCUGGUCAAAUCGAUCUAGGGACAUCCUGGCAGGUGUGUCAAAGUCAAGGGAUGUUGUCAAGACGAAGAUCAAAUCCGACUUUGCGGUAGCAACCAAGCAUUCGACUUCGAUUAGGGACACAACGACAUCCGUUCAUGCAAGCACUGUCAAGACGGUGGAGGCACAGAUGGCGCAUCUGGAUACGCAGCUCCAGUCCCUCGACGACAUCGUGUCACGCAUUCGUGAGCAGAACAACUCUCACCACACUGCUCACACGACAUCGCUUGCCGCCUUGUCGUCGACAGUACAGACGUCGUACUCCAGCAUCGGCGAUCAUCUCUCCUCAUCUUUCGAUCGCGUGCAGUCCUUAGAGUCAGAAAUGACGGCACAAGCAGGGUCUCUAAAAGAGACCUUGCCAUCGCUCGGAGCAGAUGCCAACAUUCGCGCACCACUUCACGAGCUCCGCGAAGCCGUCAGCGGCCAGAACCUCAUCGAGUACAGCCCAACAGGCGAAACCCCCCAACGUGUCUCUUACAACGUUCCCUCCAAUCUCCCACGCACCGAAGCCCACGAAAACAUUCUCUCUCGUCUGCGGGAUCGACCUGCCACCUCCGACAGUGCACGCAGCCCGUCGAAACAACCCAUCUUCAACGACGCAACGAACUCGAUACCAUCACCAACAGACAUGUUUAAACUCAGCACCAACAAACCCACCAUCUCGCGCUCCGCUAGUGCGAUGACCUAUCCCCAGGCACAUACCAUCUCCUCCCUCCGUGAGUUGGAUGUUAACAUAGUAGCGCAGGAAGCUCAGGCUCACACUCAGCCGCUUCCGCUCGUUUCCCAGUCUUCCGACUCUACCGUUAUGGCCAUGCCGCCGAACAAGAAGCAACGGGGUAAUGAGGAGACCAAGUUGCCGAUGAAGAAGAUGCGCAAGACGGUCCAUGGGGUUGCUGGAGAGAAGGGUGAUCGCGAAAACAUGUCGAUUACGAGCUUUUCGAGUAGCGUUGGCCCUGGGCUCGUGGGUGGUAGGAGACUAAGAAGUCAUGGGAGCAGUUAGGCCGUGGCGUUACCGUCUGCAGUUUUCGUUUUUAGUGGCUAGUGUGUACCCGGCCUGCCGUUGUGAUUGUUUGCAUAGCCCGGUUAGUAAUGGCGUCUUGGUCCUGGUCUUGGUCUUGGACGGUUUUGUGGAACUUCAGACUACUGGGCUCUCGCCCCAUAUCGGAGGUAACUAAUCGGCGUUCAACAACUAAUCAAUUCAUUCUACCCUUGUUCAUCUCGCUAAUCACUCAUUCCUUUUCCCCCCUUUUCCCCACUUCCCGUCUCCCCUCUUCUCAGCUUCUCUCCACGCAUCCCGUCCCGAAGGCUCUACACACCAUACCCCAUGCCCCGCAAGAUAGCCCUACCCUCCUGCACAUCUUCGUAGUUAUCAAUACUCAAACCAU
Cucurbitaria berberidis CBS 394.84 is the source of this 4004-nucleotide messenger RNA. Its product is annotated as kinesin heavy chain. The record is from RefSeq and is a predicted model, not a curated record. The transcript has 2 exons. Lineage: Eukaryota; Fungi; Ascomycota; Dothideomycetes; Pleosporales; Cucurbitariaceae. Gene Ontology annotation, cellular component: nucleus; spindle microtubule. The coding region runs from base 68 to 3619 and encodes 1183 amino acids. Gene Ontology annotation, molecular function: plus-end-directed microtubule motor activity; ATP binding; microtubule binding. Gene Ontology annotation, biological process: microtubule-based movement; mitotic spindle assembly.